Messenger RNA from Radiomyces spectabilis, 531 nucleotides. Its product is annotated as clathrin adaptor complex small chain-domain-containing protein. Lineage: Eukaryota; Fungi; Mucoromycota; Mucoromycetes; Mucorales; Radiomycetaceae. Gene Ontology annotation, cellular component: COPI vesicle coat. The record is from RefSeq and is a predicted model, not a curated record. Gene Ontology annotation, biological process: intra-Golgi vesicle-mediated transport; retrograde vesicle-mediated transport, Golgi to endoplasmic reticulum; intracellular protein transport. The coding region runs from base 1 to 531 and encodes 176 amino acids. The transcript is spliced from 4 exons.
AUGGUGAAUCUUUCCUUAUACUCCAUCAAGGCAGUCAUUUUACUGGAUUCCGAAGGAAAUCGCGUGCUAGCCAAAUAUUAUGGCUCAGAGCACGCAAGUCUGAAAGAACAGAAGGCUUUCGAAAAGGGAUUGUUCGAUAAAACUAAACGAGCACAGGGGGAAGUUAUUCUAUAUGAUAAUCAAGUCGUGCUUUACCGAUCGAAUAUCGACAUCUUCUUUUACGUGAUUGGUAGCAUGGAAGAAAACGAACUAAUUCUACUCAGCAUGUUCAACGCAUUCUACGAUGCGGUCUCCACGUUGUUAAGAUAUCAAGUGGAAAAACGAUCCGUGAUGGACAAUUUGGAUUUAGUCGUGCUUUGUCUUGACGAGACAGUCGAUGGCGGCAUCAUCUUGGAAACAGACGCAAACGCAAUCGUUAGCCGGGUAUCAAAACCACGCUUAGAUACAGUCGAUAUUCCGUUUGGCGAACAAACACUGCUGCAAGCAUACCAAACCGCUAGGGAAAGAAUCGCCAGUCAGUUGUUGAGAUGA